This is a messenger RNA of Durusdinium trenchii, 1443 nucleotides long. The record is from the annotation of a GenBank genome assembly. Lineage: Eukaryota; Dinophyceae; Suessiales; Symbiodiniaceae.
AUGCAGCUGCAGCGAUGUAUCAUAUUGCUGCUUGCACUUUUGCAUGUGAGCGAUUCUGCGGGGGAGAGCUCUUGUAGAGACCGCUGCCGGCUGAUUGAGCCUGGUGCCUCGUGCCAGUGCACUUCUUGGUGUCUUAAAUUUGGAGGUUGUUGCUCGGAUUAUCACGAAUUCUGUGUUCGGCAGGAGCAAUUUAUUGAGCCGAAAGUUCUCACACUGCCUCCAAUACUUCCCACCAAAACCACCACCCAAGUCACUCGCACCUCUGUGACCAUCACUUCGACCACAGUGAGCACAGUGACGUCCACAACUGUGACGACGGUCACCGCGACAUCCGUAGGACUGCCCAGACUGCGAAUCAAAGGACUGGAGACUGCGAAUCGAGUUGGAGACUGGACGUGUCCAGGAUUUGAAAAUGAGGUGCAAUUUCAAGUUGGAACACAGUCUCGACGCAUGUUUCUGUAUCUACCAAGGGGAGGGGAGAACAUCCCACUGUGGCUUGUUCUACAUGGCACCAACAACAAGGUACAAGACUUUUUGCGGUACUCGGGCCUCAACACCUUUGCCAAAGAGAACAACUUUGGUUUGUUGGCGCUGCAGGCUCUACCAAACAUGGCAUUGGGUUCAAAGCAGUAUCAGUUCAACGUAGGCAUACACGGCCAGGCGAUGCCAGAUGAUGAUGUGCAUGAUUUGCAGUUUGUGAAAGAAUCGUUACACGAGAUCUUGAAGCUCCCUUGCAUCGACAAGAGGCGAGUGCAUUGCACUGGCUACUCCAACGGUGCUCGCUUCUGCAUGCGUUUGGCUUCCGAACUGUCUCAGGUGAUUGCAUCAGUUGCGCCUGUGUCUGGGCUACGCUUUCCCACGCCCAACCAAGCAAUCCGGCCAAUUCCGAUCCUGGCUUUUCAUGGAGAUUUGGACCAGGUGAACCCUUGGAAUGGUCAUGGAGAGGGCUAUUGGCAAUCCUCAGUGCCAGAUGCCAUGCAAGACUGGGCUCGUUUCAAUGGAUGUCGCCUGGCAUCCGGUGCUGCGCCUGCUGCGCCCCAGUUCAUUGAAGCUGGAUCCUAUGCUGUGGCCUCCUACUCGGACUGCAAUGGAAAUGCCACUGUGGAACUUCUACUGCUCCAUGGUGCAGGGCAUCAAUGGCCUGGAGCCAUGUGGCCCUUGCCAGGUCUUGGUGCAAAAAGCAGUGUGGAUGCCAAUCGUAUGAUCUACAAUUUCUUUUCUUCGCAUCGCCUUCCAACAUCGGUCAAGAUCAAUGACGUUCUUAUGGUGAAAGACAGUCGCAUCAUGCUUGAAACAUACACAUCACAUAAAGCCUUGUUGGUGGCACUGCUUGUGCUUUCAGCCAUUGUUGCUCUCACCGCUGUCGUACGUGCGCUUAAAGCGCAACACGAUCGACAGUAUGCAGAGAUCCACAGUCAAAGCUGGGAUGCAUUGUUGGAGUGA